AUGAAAAUCUUACUACCACCUUUCUUCAUCAUAUUCCUUCAGGUCUUAACCACCAUUUCCCACACAUGCAAAGCCUCUACAACCUUACCAAAAUUCUCAGCUAUGCUAGUCUUUGGUGAUUCAACGGUAGAUACUGGUAAUAACAACCAUGUUUUAACCCUUUUUCAGGCCAACCAUAACCCAUAUGGUCAAGAUUUUCCCGGCCAAAUUCCUACAGGGAGGUUUUCUGAUGGGAAACUCAUUCCUGACAUGAUAGCAAGCUUUCUAGGGAUCAAAGAGAGUGUUCCUCCCUUUCUAGAUCCAUAUAUAUCGAACGAUGAACUCCGAACCGGUGUUACUUUCGCAUCGGCUGGAUCCGGGUUCGACGAUCUGACUGCUGCUGCAGCUGGGGUCAUCCCAUUUUCGAAGCAGAUCCUGUACUUCAAAAGUUACAUAGAAAGGCUUAAAGGGUUUGCAGGGGAACUCGAGGCCAUGAAGAUAAUUAAUGGUGCUUUGGUCAUUAUCAGUGCAGGAACUAAUGACUUUGGUUUCAAUUUCUAUGAUAUACCCAUAAGGAGGCACCGGUUCACUAUUGGUGGAUACCAAGAUUUUCUACAGGAUAGGAUAAAAGACUUCGUUAAGGAACUUUACGAUCUAGGAUGCCGUACUAUGAUUAUAGGAGGCCUUCCUCCGGUUGGUUGUCUGCCCAUUCAGAUGACUGCAAAUUUUAAGAACCCGACGAAUAGAACAUGUGUGGAGCAACAGAAUUUAGAUGCACAAUCUUAUAAUCAGAAGCUCGCAAACCUCUUACCUAAAUUGCAGGAAUCACUUCCAGGGAGCAAAAUCAUCUACUCUGAUGCUUAUGAGCCGCUGAAUGACAUGAUCAACAAUCCACAAAAAUAUGGGUUUGUGGAAACGAAGAGAGGGUGCUGCGGAACGGGGUUUUUUGAAACCGGUGAAGCAUGUAAUCACAAAACUCCAAUGUGUGGAAACGCUUCCCAGUUCUUGUUUUGGGAUUGCAUUCAUCCAAGCCAAGCAGCAUACCAGCAUCUUGCUAAGAACCUAGAGGAGAAAAUCCUUCCCAUCCUUACACCAGAUCACAGCCGUUGA
This is a messenger RNA of Alnus glutinosa, 1089 nucleotides long. Its product is annotated as GDSL esterase/lipase At2g30310-like. The transcript is spliced from 3 exons. Bases 1 to 1089 code for a protein of 362 amino acids. Lineage: Eukaryota; Viridiplantae; Streptophyta; Magnoliopsida; Fagales; Betulaceae. Gene Ontology annotation, molecular function: hydrolase activity, acting on ester bonds. The record is from RefSeq and is a predicted model, not a curated record.